AUGUCAUGGGAUGAGCUACUCAAUCAUAUGGACAUGAGCCAUUCAGUGAAUUUAGCAUUCCCACCUGUGCGUGGUGUUCACCCUUCCAUCGAGCUGAAGGCCGCUAUUGUACAUGCUUGUGAUGAUCAGGACGACGCACUGUUUGGUGUCCACCUCUUAGGCUACAUCCGAAAUGAUCUCGAAGACAUCAAUGCCACCACUUCCCUCUUCUGCAACGCACUUGCAUUGUGUCCACAGCACCAUCCUGACCAUCCCUUAUCUCAAUAUAAUCUUACCGAAGCGCUGACUUGGCACCACAUCAAGAAAGGUACUGCUGCCAAUAUCUGCAAAGUCGCCCAACUCUAUCAUAAACUACUGUCUCUCUGUCCAGAGGACACCUACCUUCGUAGCAUCGCGGCAGGCAAUAGUGUCAAUUAG
Suillus plorans is the source of this 417-nucleotide messenger RNA. RefSeq lists its product as uncharacterized. The coding region runs from base 1 to 417 and encodes 138 amino acids. The transcript has 3 exons. The record is from RefSeq and is a predicted model, not a curated record. Lineage: Eukaryota; Fungi; Basidiomycota; Agaricomycetes; Boletales; Suillaceae.